AUGGCUCUGACAUCAUGGAAAGCGUUCAACUUCUUCGACGUCUCGUCGGUCAAGCUUUCGGAGGAGUGCUCGUCGAUAUUCAAGUCCAGCCUCUCGUCCCUUAGCACCGGCUCUUCCAAUCUUUUCCUGGGAUCGACUGAUGGCCUGGUGCAUAUCGUCUCGUCCGGCUUCAAGGUCGUCCGGUCAUUCAAGGCAGCAGAUACCGGUUCCAUCACACACAUCAAGCAAAUAGAAGGCACUUCACUUCUCGUCACAAUUGCCGAGGAUCUCCCCAACGAACCCAUACUAAAAGUCUGGGCUCUCGAUAAGCCAGAGAAGAAAACUGGAGCCCCGCGAUGCCUAUCUACGACGUCGAUCCAGAAUGCGAGAAGACCGUUCCCCAUUACUGCCUUCACGGCGCUGGAAGAUCUGUCUCAGGUUGCCGUCGGGUUUGGCAACGGGUCAGUGACAAUAAUCCGCGGCGAUUUGAUCCAUGAUCGCGGGGCACGCCAACGUAUCGUUUUCGAGUCGGAGGAGCCGAUUACCGGGCUCGAGGUGCAGCGUGGGGCACUGACAACCCUCUUCAUCUCCACGACAAGUCGGAUAUUGACCUUAGUCAUCUCUGGUAGAGGACAAGGUCAGCCGGCGCGUGUGCUGGAUGAUUCAGGGUGCGGGGUUGGGUGCAUGGCGCUGGACAAGGACACGGGAGAUGUGGCUGUUGCCAGAGAGGACGCCAUAUACACAUACGGCUCACAUGGCCGCGGCCCCAGCUACGCGUUCGACAGCCCUAAGAAUUCCAUCGACAUAUUCAGGGACUAUGUCGCCCUGGUCUGUCCUCCGAGAGUUCCGUCCUCCAAAUCAGAUUCUUUAGGAACCUACCGCGCCCCGGCUGACGAAAUAUUCAACACAACAACAUUCACGCUGCUUGAUACAGACCUUAAAUUCAUUGCACAUUCGGAAGCGUUGGCGUCGUCCGUCAAACAUGUCUUCAUUGAAUGGGGUGACCUGUUCUUACUCACAACAGAUGGAAAGGUUUUCCGCUAUCACGAGAAGAGCCUUCAGCAGAAGCUGGAGAUUCUGUACCAGCGCAAUCUAUAUAUCUUGGCCAUCAAUCUAGCCCAGAAAAAGGGCAUCGACACUUUGCAGCAGAAUGCCAUAUACCGCAAAUAUGGCGAUUUUCUUUACCAGAAGGGCGAUUACGACACAGCAAUGCAGCAAUAUCUUCGGGCAAUUGACAAUACCGAGCCAUCUCAGGUCAUACGGAAGUACCUUGACACGCAGCAUAUCCACAACCUCAUCGAGUACCUCGAAGAGCUCCACGAUCAUGACCGAGCUACUGUUGACCACACAACCUUACUCCUGAAUUGCUAUGCCAAACUGAAAGAUACGGAGAAAUUGAACUCCUUUAUCAAAGCUCCAGGCGAACUAAAGUUCGACCUGGAGACAGCCAUCGCCAUGUGCCGACAAGGCGGUUAUUACGAACAAGCCGCGUACUUGGCGACGAAGUACGGCGAGAAUGACAUGGUCAUCGAUAUCUUGAUUGAGGAUUCGAAGAGAUAUGCCGAAGCAGUGGAAUACAUUUGGCGACUCGAGCCUGAAUUGGCUUACCAUAACCUGAUGAAAUAUGCCCGAGUAUUACUGGCUAAUUGCCCAGAAGAAACCACUGAACUGUUCAUGGAAUAUUACAAGGGGCAGUACAGGCCAAGAACACAGGUCGAGUCUCCGGCGGAGCCUCAAGUUCAACCGACUAGCACGUUGCAGAGUCUCGCAGGCUUCCUUCCUUUAUCUCUGAUCAACGCAGGUCCUGGUAGAAAAACCGAACCAGUUGAAGAGACGGCGGAUGAGGAGGAGCUGAAAGUAGAACCAACUCCAACCUAUCGUAUUCCAACACCGAGGACCGCAUUCUCGGCUUUCGUCGGCCAUCCGCAGCAGUUCAUCACAUUCUUGGAAUCUCUGAUUGGGCUCGAGGAUCUGAAAGAAGCAGAUAAGGUUGACAUCUACACAACUCUAUUUGAGAUGUAUCUGGACACGGCAAAUCGGCAGAAGGAUUCGGCAGAGAAAGAAGAAUGGGAAAGCAAAGCCAAGAAAUUGAUUGAAGGGAAAGAUAUUCCAAUCUCGACAUCAAAUGUUCUGCUCUUAUCGGAUCUAUCCAAUUUCCGAGAAGGCUCGACUCUUGUCCGCGAGCAAGAAGGGCUCCGGUCCGACAUUUUCAGGUCUUUUACUUCGGCAAAGGAUACCCGCGGGGCUAUUAGAGCCCUGAGGAAAUAUGGGCCCCAGGAGCCGCAGCUAUAUGUAGACGCUCUGACAUACUUUGCCUCGAGCCCCGCUAUCCUUGAGGAAGCGGGAGACGAACUUGAUGUGGUGCUCAAGAGGAUUCACGAGGACGGAUUGAUGUCGCCACUCCAGGUCAUUCAAGCGCUGAGCAACAACUCUGUUGUCACCAUGGGCCGUGUCAAGAAAUAUCUGAGCGAUAACAUCGAGCGCGAGCGGAAGGAAAUAUCCACUAACCGUCGUUUGAUAUCUAGUUACAGCUCCGAAACAGAGAAGAAAAAGCAGGAACUCGAGCAGUUGGGGACAAAGCCCGUGGUUUUCCAAGCACGGCGUUGUAUGGCGUGUGGCGGAGCCUUGGACCUGCCUACGGUGCAUUUCCUUUGCAAACAUUCAUUCCACCAGCGCUGCCUCAACAAAGUGGAUGAAGAUGCCGAGUGUCCAAUGUGUGCACAAGAGAAUUCUACCAUCAAGGCCAUCCGAAGGAGACAAGUCGAGUCGGCGGAACAGCAUGACCUUUUCAAGGGCGAACUCCAACGGUCAAAGGACCGCUUUGGCGUAAUUAGUGAAUUCUUCGGGCGUGGGGUUAUGCGGCCGCAGAGUACUAUGGAGUCAUAA
Molecule: messenger RNA, 2865 nt
Organism: Aspergillus clavatus NRRL 1
Lineage: Eukaryota; Fungi; Ascomycota; Eurotiomycetes; Eurotiales; Aspergillaceae
Product: tethering complex subunit PEP5
Exons: 9
Coding region: 1-2865 (954 amino acids)
Biological process (GO): vesicle-mediated transport; intracellular protein transport; vacuole organization
Cellular component (GO): endosome; HOPS complex
Molecular function (GO): protein-macromolecule adaptor activity; protein binding
Source: RefSeq, a predicted model, not a curated record